Cavia porcellus (domestic guinea pig) is the source of this 1400-nucleotide messenger RNA. RefSeq names its product STARD3 N-terminal like (gene Stard3nl). The record is from RefSeq and is a predicted model, not a curated record. Gene Ontology annotation, biological process: cholesterol transport. Bases 231 to 938 code for a protein of 235 amino acids. Gene Ontology annotation, molecular function: cholesterol binding. Gene Ontology annotation, cellular component: late endosome membrane; endoplasmic reticulum-endosome membrane contact site; endoplasmic reticulum membrane. The transcript is spliced from 9 exons. Lineage: Eukaryota; Metazoa; Chordata; Mammalia; Rodentia; Caviidae.
GCUGCGGGCGGCUGGCGGCGGGCGGAGGGCUGCGAGUCGCCUCUAGGCCUGGAUCCUGGUCUGGGUCCGCCCUGUCGCGCUCCGCCCCUCCGCCCCCAGCGCCCGGGCGGGCCCGAACUUGGAGCCGCAAUCUCCGGGCUUGGCUGGGGCGGCCGGCCCGGAGCCACCCCAUGAGGUCUCCUCUCUAGGGAUGGUGGAAUUGGGAGAGGCUCCUUUAACCCUCCUGUGGGAUGCACCCCUUUCCAGGAGACAUGGAGAACGCUCUCACAGGGAGCCAGAGCUCCCACGCUUCUCUGCGCGAUGUCCAUUCCAUCAACGCCACACAGCUCAUGGCCAGGAUCGAGUCCUAUGAAGGAAGGGACAAGAAAGGCAUAUCUGACGUCAGGAGGACUUUCUGUUUGUUUGUCACCUUUGACCUCUUGUUUGUAACAUUACUGUGGAUAAUAGAGUUAAAUGUGAACGGAGGCAUUGAGAACACGUUGGAGAAGGAGGUGGUGCAGUACGACUACUACUCUUCUUAUUUUGAUAUAUUCCUCUUGGCAGUUUUCCGGUUUAAAGUGUUGAUCCUCGCAUAUGCUGUGUGCAGACUGCGCCACUGGUGGGCAAUCGCGUUGACGACAGCAGUGACCAGUGCCUUUCUACUAGCGAAAGUGAUCCUCUCAAAGCUUUUCUCGCAAGGGGCGUUUGGCUACGUGCUGCCCAUCAUUUCAUUCAUCCUUGCCUGGAUUGAAACAUGGUUCCUAGAUUUCAAAGUGUUACCUCAAGAAGCAGAAGAGGAAAACAGACUCCUUAUUGUUCAGGAUGCAUCGGAGAGGGCCGCCCUCAUUCCUGCGGGUCUUUCAGAUGGUCAGUUUUAUUCCCCUCCUGAAUCUGAAGCAGGAUCUGACGAACAAGCUGAGGAAAAACAGGAUAGUGAGAAAGCACUUUUAGAACUCUGACUUCUGCUUUGUAAAAUAGGAAAUGCCCUGACUGAAAGCCAUCUGAGAGAAAAGAUGGAGGUGGUCUCCUGGAGAGUGGAAGUGGUGACUUUGUGGAACAGCUAAUAAAGGAUUGGUUACGGUGAUACCUCAUGGACAUUGUCCCCUGUGAACACCACUCAGUCGCUUGCCUGUCUUAAUGUUCCUCCGUCCUGUGAGACUGAGUCACACUUGUUAAGGAAUAAUUGAAGGAAAGUCUUGUGCUGUAUCAGAAUCAAAAGACUUCGUAAUAUAUUGAAAUAACACUUUUGUAGUCAGUGAAAUAGCUUUGUAUUUCAUUUCACAGAAUGGAAUUUUUUGGUUUCAUGUCUCAGAUUUCUUUUGUAUUUCUUUUUUAACACCCUACAUUUCCCUUGUAUUUUUUAACUCAUGCACAUGUGCUCUUUGUACAAUUUAAAAAAAAUAAAAACCAACAUGUCAAAA